AUGGAAGAAUUUAACAUCACUACAAUAGCAGGAUUUGUUCUGCUGUCUUUCUCUGACUUUCACCAAUACCAGGCUGUGAUCUUUGUUUUGGCGCUGUUAACAUAUGUCACAAGUGUCAUUGGAAACACAGCAGUCAUUGCAUUUGUUCAAACUGAACCUUCUCUUCAUACGCCAAUGUACUUGUUCAUUUGCACAUUUUCAGCUCUAGAAAUCAUGUUUGUUUCUUCCACUGUCCCAAAACUCCUAGCCAGCCUUGUGUCAACCAAUAAAAACAUUUCUUUCAUUACUUGUUUUACACAGCUGUAUGUAUUCAACUCCUUGGGCGUUACAGAAUGUUAUCUGCUUGCAGUAAUGGUCUUUGAUCGGCACUUGGCUAUACAGCACCCUCUGCAAUAUCCAGCUAUAAUGAACACUCGACUUUGUAACAAGUUAGCGGUUCUACCAUGGAUGGUUGGUUUUGGCAUUGUUAUGGCACCAACAAUCAUCACGGCACAACUAGAAUUUUGUGGUUCUGAGAUUAAUCAUUUCUUCUGUGACUUUGCUCCACUACAGAGUAUGGCAUGCUCUAUUCCACUUGUCCUCAUUGUGAUAACUAGUUCCAUUGCUUUCCUUGAUGUUGUAGUUCCUUUCAUUAUCAUUUUAGGAUUCUAUGUACAAAUCAUCACAACUGUUUUAAAGAUUAAGAGUAAUGAAGGGAAGCUAAAGGCCUUCUCCACAUGUUCAUCUCAUCUCAUUGUGGCCAGCCUCUUCUAUGGUACAGCUACCAUUGUGUAUGUAAAACCAAAGGGCAACCAGUAUGACAAAUUUCUUGCCCUUAUGUAUACAGCUGUUACUCCAUUCAUUAACCCAUUCAUUUACACUUUUCGGAACAGAGAUGUUAAAAGUGUGUUAAAAAAAUAUAUUGAACGAAUUCUAAAGAAGCAAUAG
Molecule: messenger RNA, 927 nt
Organism: Staurois parvus
Lineage: Eukaryota; Metazoa; Chordata; Amphibia; Anura; Ranidae
Source: the annotation of a GenBank genome assembly